GAUCUUAUCCUUAUCCAUCAGAAGUCUUUUUUAAAGCUCUCUGCUUUUCUGCUUCUUUUUCCCGACAAAGCUUCGAGUGGCGAAAAUGGAGGUUUUUUCUCAGCGAUCAUCGUCCACAACAUUGAAUCCCAACGCCCCGUUGUUCGUCCCGCUGGCGUAUCGUACGGUCGAGGAUUUCUCCGAUCAAUGGUGGGCACUCGUCCAAUCCUCCCCUUGUUUCCGCGACUACUGGCUCCGUGAACGCUUCCACGAUCCCCAAAAUGACGAUGACCUUCUCUUCUUCCCCGACGACCUCGAUGCCAUCUUCGACGAAUAUGACGACUUUUCCACGGAUUCCAGACCGGAGGAAAAGGAGGGAGAUGGUGACAAGGAAUUGGUACCCAUGGGGCUGUUGAAGUGGCGGAAGGGCCGAGUGGCGGCUGAGUCGCCAAGGUUUCUUGAGAAAGCGCCCAAGAUUGUGAAUGUGAAAGUAAGUCCAAGGACGAUUAACCAACCCAGGUAGAUCAGAUCGAAGUCAUUCUGAAGGUUUCAGAUUGGGAGGUUUCUCCGGCCGACAAGACAAGGGUCACUUCUAAGUUGUAACUGCUGUUAGUUUUUUUCUUUAUUUAUCUCAAUUUGUAGUAUUUCGUGUACAGAGAUCUCUCCUUUUAGAUCGUAGUUAGUUUGUAACUUGUUGUAGUAACUUUCCACUUUGGGAAAUAAAUGAAAUGAACCUCCCUUA
Molecule: messenger RNA, 721 nt
Organism: Theobroma umbraticum
Lineage: Eukaryota; Viridiplantae; Streptophyta; Magnoliopsida; Malvales; Malvaceae
Product: protein EARLY RESPONSIVE TO DEHYDRATION 15-like
Source: RefSeq, a predicted model, not a curated record